UGACCCGGCCCGGCCUGCCCGACCCUUCCCGGCCAUGCUUUCCGCCCCAUGGCCCCAGUGGAGCUCGACGCGCUGACCGUGCGGGAGCAGCUUUUCCAUGAACGUGUCCGCGAAUGCCUCAUCUGUGCCCUGCUCUUCGCCAGCCUCUACAUCCUCUGCCAUUUUGUCAUAAGGCACUUCAAGAAGCAGACGGAUUUUGCAGCAGUGCACGAUGAUGAGGACGCUGCUGUCAACAGGAUUGCGUUGGGGCUGUGCACCUUCACCCUGGCCGUGGCGUUGGGUGCUGUGCUGCUGCUCCCCUUCUCCAUCAUCAGCAACGAGGUGCUGCUCUCCUUUCCCCACAACUACUACAUCCAGUGGCUGAAUGGGUCCCUCAUCCACGGCCUCUGGAACUUGGUCUUUCUCUUCUCCAACCUGUCCCUCGUCUUCCUCAUGCCCUUUGCAUACUUCUUCACGGAGUCAGAGGGAUUUGCAGGAUCCAAGAAGGGUAUCAUGGCUCGUGUGUAUGAGACGUCGGUGGUGCUGCUGCUGCUGACACUGCUGGUGCUGGGCAUGGUCUGGGUGGCCUCUGCCAUCGCUGGUAACGAUGCUGUGAGCCGGCAGUCCCUCUAUGACCUCUGGGAAUGCUACCUGCCCUACCUCUACUCCUGCAUCUCGCUCUUUGGCGUGCUGCUCCUGCUGCUGUGCACCCCGUUUGGCCUCUCCACCAUGUUCACCGUCACCGGGAAGCUGCUGGUGAAGCCCCGGCUCCUGGAGGACCUGGAUGAGCAGCUGAGCUGCACGAGAUUUGAGGAGGCUGCCGUGUCCCGCAGGAUCACAUCUGGGAAGGCUUCCUGCUGGCUGAACCUGAACGUGGCACUGCUGCGGGAGCAGCUCCUCAGCAUCCGGAGCAAGAGGAAGAAGCUGGAGCUGCGGCACCGAGCAUCACCCUGGCAGAGGAAUGUGGGCUACCCGCUGGCCAUGCUGGGCCUCCUGGCUCUGACGGGCAUCUCAGUGCUCAUCGUCUGCUUCCACGUCCUGGAGCUGCUGCUGGAUGACACCGCAAUGCCACGGGGCAUGCAGGACACAGCCCUGGGCCAGGUCUCCUUCUCCAUCCUUGGUUCCUUCGGAGCUGCACUGCAGGUUGUCCUCAUCUUGUAUCCUUCAUGCAGGCACUGGGGGCUUCCAUCCCCCCCC
Meleagris gallopavo (turkey) is the source of this 1176-nucleotide messenger RNA. The record is from RefSeq and is a predicted model, not a curated record. NCBI's taxonomy places the organism in Eukaryota, Metazoa, Chordata, Aves, Galliformes, Phasianidae.